Messenger RNA from Scatophagus argus, 4327 nucleotides. RefSeq names its product retinoic acid receptor gamma a (gene rarga). The record is from RefSeq and is a predicted model, not a curated record. Lineage: Eukaryota; Metazoa; Chordata; Actinopteri; Scatophagidae. Bases 466 to 1995 code for a protein of 509 amino acids. Gene Ontology annotation, cellular component: transcription regulator complex; nucleus. Gene Ontology annotation, molecular function: nuclear receptor activity; RNA polymerase II cis-regulatory region sequence-specific DNA binding; zinc ion binding. The transcript has 10 exons. Gene Ontology annotation, biological process: retinoic acid receptor signaling pathway; cellular response to corticotropin-releasing hormone stimulus; regulation of transcription by RNA polymerase II.
AGCGGAAGACCGGGCGACGUGAUAUUUGCACGCUGUGAUGUGCAGGAUUUCCUCUGAGCGCACUGUCCAUGACUUUAGUUUUUUUUUUUUGUCUGCUUCACAGAAAACUUCGGUGAGCCUGCGCCCGUCAUCCACUGUUUCUAACUUCUGUGCCGGGAGGUGAGGGAGGAGGAGAUGUGCUCGCUUUUGAGGCUUCUCUUAGCCGAAGAAGCUUUGCUCAUCAGACCAGUCCGUCAGCUACUUCAUCUGUCCAUCUGCCUCAUCAACUCCCGAGCUGAAAGGCGAAUUGGAUGCCUUUUCUAAAGUGAAGUCCGACUUUCCCUCCAUAAACCAGAGCUCCCAUCAGCCCUCAUCGAUCCACGACAUCACGAAAGUCUUCCAAAAGGACCCGGAUUUCCAGGUGUUGUGAGAGCUGCUGCCUUCACCCAGCGGCCUGCUGCAGACCCCUGGGUGUGCUCCACCAACAUGGCUACCAACAGGGAACAGCAGGUGGGCCACAUGACCAGCUUCCCACCUGCUGUCUACCCCUUCGCCUUCAACUCCAUGAGAAGCCACUCCCCUUUCGACCUGCUGGCCAACAGCAGCCUGUUUGGGAGAUUUGGUGCUGACCUGCCGAAAGAGAUGGCUGCCCUCUCGGUGGAGACCCAGAGCACCAGCUCAGAAGAGAUGGUGCCCAGUUCUCCGUCUCCACCUCCCCCACCUCGUGUCUACAAGCCAUGCUUUGUGUGCCAGGACAAGUCCUCAGGGUACCACUAUGGUGUCAGCUCCUGUGAGGGCUGCAAGGGUUUCUUCCGCCGCAGUAUCCAGAAGAACAUGGUGUACACCUGCCACAGAGACAAAAAUUGUCAGAUUAACAAGGUCACACGCAACCGCUGCCAGUACUGCAGGCUGCAGAAGUGCUUUGAGGUCGGCAUGUCCAAGGAAGCGGUUCGUAAUGACAGAAACAAGAAGAAGAAAGAUGUGAAGGAGGAGGUGGUGCUUCCAGAGAGCUAUGAGCUAAGUGGAGAGCUUGAAGAGUUGGUCAACAAAGUCAGCAAAGCUCACCAAGAAACCUUCCCGUCACUUUGCCAGUUGGGCAAAUACACCACCAACUCCAGUUCAGACCACCGUGUUCAGCUGGAUCUGGGUUUAUGGGACAAGUUCAGCGAGCUCUCCACCAAAUGCAUCAUCAAGAUUGUGGAAUUUGCCAAGAGGCUGCCAGGUUUCACCACACUCACCAUUGCUGACCAGAUUACUCUACUUAAGUCAGCCUGUCUGGACAUACUGAUGCUGAGGAUCUGCACACGCUACACUCCAGAACAGGACACUAUGACCUUCUCAGAUGGCCUGACUUUGAACCGGACUCAGAUGCACAAUGCCGGCUUCGGCCCACUCACAGACUUGGUGUUUGCCUUUGCUGGGCAGCUUCUACCCCUGGAGAUGGACGACACAGAAACCGGCCUCCUCAGUGCCAUCUGCCUUAUCUGUGGAGAUCGUAUGGAUCUGGAGGAGCCCCAGAAAGUGGAUAAGCUGCAGGAGCCUCUGCUUGAGGCUCUGAAGAUCUAUGCUCGCCGCCGUCGCCCCAACAAACCUCACAUGUUCCCCCGCAUGCUGAUGAAGAUCACCGACCUCAGAGGCAUCAGCACUAAGGGUGCGGAGAGAGCCAUCACUCUGAAGAUGGAGAUCCCAGGGCCGAUGCCUCCUUUGAUCAGGGAGAUGCUCGAGAACCCAGAGGCCUUUGAGGACCAAACCGAGUGCAACGAUAGCCCACCGCCUCCGCCACUGCCACCGCCUCCACCACCAACCCUGGUCCUGAAGCAGGAGGCUGAGGAUGAGGAGGACAGCUGGGCCACAGAGAACGGCAGCGAGCCAUCGCCGGAGGAGGAGGACGAAGAUGACGAUGACGACGUGGGGGAUGAAGAGAGAGACAGGGGCUCGGACAGUGACGGGGAACCCUGGGGAGUUCUGGAUGCCGUAGAUGGGUCAAGGAAAGGCCUCGUUGGGAGGGCGCAGUGAACAGAGCAUUUCAUACAUAUAACUACAUGUUCAAACAUGUACACACACACACACACACACACACACUCACUCACAUACAACUCAACCUCACUCUCCCACCUAAAGAAAAUGCUGGCCUUUUCCCGCCCCCUCCCCCCCCUCUCCUUACUGCACAUCACUGUGUCCUCCAUGGCGGAGCACAGCAGAGCCUUAUGUGUACAGACACUUUCUAACUCAGGCCUCAUGGUCCAUGACAAGUGAACUACAGAAGAAUAAAGGAGAGAUGACAGUCAAACCGUAUGAACUCCUGGCAUAGCCAAGAGGGAAGUUAACGUGACAAAAAGAACAUAACCUCUUUGAGAAAGCUAAAUGUCUCUUUGUUUUUUUGUUUUUUUCCACUAUUGUUGUUUCUAUCUAAAUAGGAAAACGGCCAAAACCAGACACCAGAACUGAGCAGUUGAUUCCGAUGGAUUACAAGAAGCACAUUUCUCAAAAGGAAACAAGAGUACAGGGCAAAACCAAAUUGAGUAUGCUUAUCUUUUGUUUUUGUGAUUAUUGCUUUUGAAUAUUGUUUUCCGUUUUUCUUUUUUUCAAUUUAUGAAUAAGUCCAUAAUAUCUAUAUACCAUAUAUUUUUGUCCUUAUUUGUUAUUCUGGUUUUAUAUAUGAGUAAUGUAGACAAGUUGUUUUUUGUUUGUUUUGUUUUGUUUUGUUUUUUUGAAGAGCUUUCCUGAGAAGAUAUUCAGAGGGAAAGAAGGGUAAUCAGAACUGGCUGGGUCUUCCUUAGCAGCUACUUAGCUGGGGCUUUUUUGGGCACUUUGGCUCACUGUGGAUGUCAAUGAUAAUCAACCUAGAGGACUAUUGUUAUGUUGCAGUGACUUAAUCAGUUUCUGUUAUCAGGGAAUUGGCAUUAUUCUAUUUUGCUGACAUUGCAGCCAACUAAUACUGUCAAUGCUAAAAGUAAGUAUCUUUGUGCCAAAGUUAGGAGAAGUCAUCUUUGGAGCAUGAAUUUGACUACUGGCAGGGACUCCAGCCUUGAUCCAGCAAUCCUCACAGCAGAGCGCUCACUCACACACGCACUAACACACCUGAUCUCAAGUACAGCAUAUACACACAAGUGCGCACACACACCACACACACACACACACACUAAUUUCACUCUGCCCUCAGCUGUAGCAGAUGUGCCGGCCUGGCACUGAGUGCCCAGACAGAGAUUUACACUUUACACCGUAUAUGUAGCACUUCUGUGAUCCUCUGCUCAGGUGGGGCACAUCUCGUCCGCUGAGAGUAGAGUCCCUGUCUGUGAGCUUUUAUGACAACAUCCACAUGCAAAAUAUACAAGCAACCUUAGAGCACUCCCUCAUGGUGUCAGUAGACAAACAUACUUUCAGCAUGGACAAAAACAUCCCCUCAUGGUAGCAACAUUAUGCAUCAACACAACGAUCAAAGACAUAUGCAAGUAAAAGCAGGAAUCCUUAUGGAAGACAUUUUGGAAUCAGACUCAGGGCUUUUCAGUAAGGACCAAACCCUAGCUGCUCUCAGGCACGCUAGAAACAGGCAAUAUUUAUGUGUGUAUUCUUAACUCCGUUUUGAUCAGCUCGACCCCUCUUCAUCUACAUAGAAGGUGGCAAGUCUGAAAAACAGCAUGGAUGCCGGUCUGACUCUCCUAGAGGGGGUACAAAUCAUCAUCAUCAUCUUCAUCUUCAUCAUCAUCGUCAUUAUCAUCAUCAUCAGCAUCAUCAUCAUCAUCAUUGCCACACCGCCUGUGCUGGCACUGGUAUCCAUGCAGCAAACUGCCUUCUCGUCCCGAAAGCCAUUUUAUCAUCUUGUCUUCUUGUGUAUAUCCUCUCGUGCCUUCAAAGGAGCCGCGGAGGAUCUUGUGUUCUCAUGUAUCAAUUCUUCAUUGCCAAAAUGUCUCUGUUGGCGAUCAGCUGAUACACAGUACUGAGGUGGUGUUUUUUCCUGUCUCUCUUUGAAGCAAUAUGAACAUUCUCUCUGUAGCAGUGAGAGGUCCUGUCUCCUGAAUAUGGGCAGGUGUCCUCAUUUUGAGUUUGUGUGUGUGGAGUGUGUGAGUAUGUAUGUGGGAAUGCUUUAACAUGUCAAUUGGGUGAGGCAUGGUGCUGUCAUACAGAAACACUUGUGUGAUGACCUCACCCCCCCCCCCCCUUCCCCCCGCUGGGCUGUCAUGAUGUAAAUGAUGGUAACGCAGGCAGAAUAUUGAGAUUAUGUUGUUUUGUGUUUUUGUUUCUCAACAUGGCCAAGGUGUUGUCUACCCUCUGUUUAUGUCAACUCAUGUCGUACAAAGAAAAGCCAUAUAAACAGUAAGAGGCACAAUAAACUACUUUUGUGAGAUUA